AUGGCCAACAGUAAUCUCCCUCGAAGAAUCAUUAAGGAAACUCAGCGUCUGCUCAGUGAACCUGCUCCUGGUAUUAGUGCCUCUCCAUCUGAGGAUAAUAUGCGGUAUUUCAAUGUUAUGGUUCUGGGUCCUUCACAAUCACCUUAUGAAGGAGGAGUGUUCAAGUUGGAGCUCUUUUUGCCUGAAGAAUACCCCAUGGCAGCACCCAAGGUUAGGUUUCUCACAAAGAUCUACCAUCCUAACAUUGAUAAGCUUGGAAGAAUCUGUCUUGAUAUUCUGAAGGACAAAUGGAGCCCUGCACUACAAAUACGAACUGUGCUCUUAAGUAUUCAAGCUCUUCUGAGUGCACCAAACCCUGAUGAUCCAUUGUCUGAGAACAUUGCUAAGCAUUGGAAGAGUAAUGAGGCAGAAGCUGUGGAGACAGCUAAGGAGUGGACCCGUCUUUACGCCAGCGGCGCAUGA
Molecule: messenger RNA, 462 nt
Organism: Arabis nemorensis
Lineage: Eukaryota; Viridiplantae; Streptophyta; Magnoliopsida; Brassicales; Brassicaceae
Source: the annotation of a GenBank genome assembly